Molecule: messenger RNA, 1116 nt
Organism: Acomys russatus (golden spiny mouse)
Lineage: Eukaryota; Metazoa; Chordata; Mammalia; Rodentia; Muridae
Product: seminal vesicle secretory protein 2-like
Exons: 2
Coding region: 1-1116 (371 amino acids)
Biological process (GO): sperm capacitation
Cellular component (GO): extracellular exosome
Source: RefSeq, a predicted model, not a curated record
AUGAAGUCCUCUGUCUUCAUCCUUUUUCUGAUCCUCAUUCUGGAAAGACAGGCAGCUGUGGAUGGACUCUAUGGUGGGACAAAAGGCUAUUUCUCAAGUAGCUCAUCAGGAUUUAUGCUCGGUCAGAAAGGUCAUCUCAACUACGGGCUCAAAGGAAGAAGUGACGAUGCAGCCGAGGACAGUGUUUUCAUGCAAACAAAACAGCAAGUAUAUGACCAGGAUGGUGACAUGACACAGACACGUUUUUCACAAGAGCAUGCAGGUGUAAAAGGGGCCGCAUUUUGUCGUAAAGGACAAGCAUCUCAGCUGAAAUCCCAAGAAUCCCAAUUAAAAUCCUUUGGACAGCUGAAAUCCCAUCAGUCUCAACUGAAGUCCCAAAAUGCACAACUGAAAUCCUAUAGUCAACAAAAUGCCCAAGUAAAAUCCUUUGGACAGCUGAAAUCCCAUCAGUCUCAACUGAAAUCUCAUGGAGAACUAAAGUCCCAAAAUGCGCAACUGAAAUCCUAUGGACAUCUAAAAUCCCAAGAUGCCCAACUAAAUUCCUAUAGUCAACAAAAUUCCCAAUUAAAAUCCUUUGGACAGCUGAAAUCCCAUCAGUCUCAAAUGAAAUCUCUUGGAGAACUAAAGUCCCAAAAUGCGCAACUGAAAUCCUAUAGUCAACGAAAAUCCUAUGGUGAAGAUGCCCAAAUGAAGUCCUAUAGCCAACUAAAAUCCCAACCUGCCCAACAAAAACUCUAUGGUCAACAAAAAUCCCUUGAAUCACAAGUUAAAUCUUAUAGCCAAAUGAAAUCCCAUGGUGGCCAACAAAAAUUCCUAGGCCAACAAAAGUCUCUAAAAAGUUUUUCUCAACAAACUCAACAGAAAGGAUUUGCCAUGGAUGAAGACGCGUCACAAGUGCGCAAACAACAUGAUGACAAUGAGCAGUCUGCACAGCAAAAGUCUACCCAGUACGCAAAAACAGAGGAAGACUUCUCUCAGUUUGGACAGCAACGGCAAUUUGGACAAGAACGCGCGCAGUCCUACAAAGGAUAUCUUGAACAAUACAAAAAGAAAAACCAAGGCAGCUAUUUUACAAAGGGAGGGUCAAGCCUAUUUCAAACUCAAUUUAAGGGAUAA